GAAUCUCGCAACUACGUGUUCGCUUAUCGCAAUAUCGACCCAAAUAUCUCUCAGGCUGCCUUCGGUGAAACAGUGAGAAUAGCUGUGCGGUACUCGUCGCUCGGUGCCAUUUUCAAAACAGGCAAAUCAAAAUGCAAAGUACUUCAUGCUAGAUUGUUGUACGGAGAGCCGGUGGCAGAACCGAUUACGAAAUUGUCGUUAUGACGACGUGCUCACCAUAAGACGUGAACCCGAAGAGAACAACGAAGUUAGAUUUUUACAUUAACUAGUGAGCAAUGUGAUGUGAUCGAUAUUUCAUGUUGUCCGUUUUUACUUACAUGUUUACAGUUUCCGCUUGACGUCUGUAAAGAGGAGGCGUGGCUUAAAACACGCAUUCACUUUGUGAAGUGGUUGUAAAGAGAAAAAAGUAGCGUAAUAAAGGACGAUGAGCGUCUCUAAAGGAAUUUUUAAGAGUAUUCGAUGGAAACGUCAUUUAAUAUGGGUAUAACCAUUACUGUAUUUGGCUGAGUAAUGUUUUGGUGCUGUUAGCAGAAGACAUGGCGGGGAAACCAACACCAAUGUUGUUAGUGACGGCGAAUGUUGGAUCUAUUUUUGAAGAUCCAACAGUAAUGCUCAAAAUUUGGAUUGAAGAAUUUUUAUCAACAGUAAGUCGACUAGAUCCAAAAUUCAUUGCAUUACAUUGUCAGGAAGUUGGUGGAAAAAAUUAUGAACGUAGCAUGAAACAUGUUGAAUACUUCGUGAGGUUGCUUAUGUCAAGUGAAGAACUGCGCUUAUUUGAUCGUGUGAGAGUUUAUCUUGAUGAAGAUUACUCAUCUGCGGAACAUUUCACAGCUCUGGGGAACUUUUACUUCGUACAUGAAUCAUUAUCUGAUGUUCUGAUGUGGGAUUUUUCAGCUCUAACAUUUGUGACUGUCAAAGGAAAGGACAUUCAUUCUGGAAACAUCGAAGCAGUUAGCACAAAAGAAAAAUCAAAAUUUCCUCAAGAUUUUUUCCCAGAGUGCAAAUGGUCCCGUAAAGGAUUCUUGAGGACAAGAUGGAAUAUAAAUGGGACAGUAUUUGAUCUCAUAAAUAUACAUUUGUUUCAUGAUGCGUCAAAUUUUAUUGCAAUGGAAUCAUUCCCAUCCGUUUACUGCAAAAAUCGACGCCGUGCUUUGGAACAUACACUGGACAGGUUUCAUAAUGAUGACAAUGGAAAUGCACCAUUCUUUCUCUUUGGUGAUUUUAACUUCCGAAUUGACACUCAAGGUGUUGUGAAAAAACUAGCAGAGGGUUUGAGUCCAGUUCGUCUACAAAGCAAUAAGAAUGCUGAUCUCACUAAACUGCAGUACCGGGACGGUGCAAGUCAGGUAAUUUUGUCACUCGGCAAGAAAGAAUUUAGUCAUCAGGAGCAUCAGAAAGUUUUUGUUGAUGACAACGCCGAAUGGCUGAGAGAGUUUGAUAAAGAAUUAGAGCCUUUCAGUGGCCAGCUUUUUGAAUUUGUCAUAAAGUUCCCACCAAGUUAUCCAUUUGAAGAAAAUGAAAAAGGAGCAAAGCGCUAUAUGCAGACAAGGUGUCCAUCAUGGUGUGAUCGGGUAGUACUCAGCUACACAGCAAAGUCUCUAAUAUGUAAUCCCAAUACUGUAGAAUAUGGACUGAUGGGCAUAAACACCUGUAUGGGAGACCACAAGCCUGUCUUCCUGAAGUUGGAUCUAAUUGCAAAUGCAGGAUCAAGCCUUGUGUCCUGGGACAAUGAUGGUGGAAGUCUUUCAAAUCACAAACGGUCAGAUGAAGUCACAGAAAAUACCACAGUUACACGUUACAUCUAUAUCAAGCAUUCUGAUUUACCAGUUCGAAUAUUCAAGGAAACAUCAGUGUGAACAUAUCAACUAUUACAUUCCUUUUACAACAGACCCUUCUCCUGAUUUAUCACUUCCCAUGUUAGCAUACUUCUUUCUUUUAGAGCAACUAUGUUAGUUAAUACUUAAUUUGAAACAUACUAAAUAUUCUAGUCAAAUUAGGAUUGUAAGUCUGAAGUGUAAGUAAAGCUCCAGUCAGUCAUAUGCCAGCAACAAUAAUUAAAAAGUGAAAACAAAGAUCUACAUUAUGGAUCUGCCUUGCCUUGACAUAAUGCAAUCUUAGGUACAUGAAUGCCAUACGUGCAAACCAUAAAACUGAAAAGACAAGAUAGUACCUGAAUUCAUCUUUAAGUGUCAGUGUUUUUGGAAAGCACAUAUAGUAUUUGAUUUUCUGUGAUGUAAUUAAACUUAUGAUCAUACAAUGAAGUCUUACAUGACUGGCUGUCUCAACUAUUGGUAAAUCUUCUAGGUUAUAUGGCUCUGGCCCAUGAAAAUUUUCUUUUCUUAGUAUUUCCACCAGAGUUGAGCUGAACAUCUUCAGAGUUCCUACUCAUUCCACUGAGUUGGCAAGUCUUGCCAGAUGAGAAGCACUUCUGAAGAUGUUCAGUGCAAUUCUGGAUGAAGACGAAAUGUUAGGAAAAUUGCAAAUAAGCACUGUGUGAUUGAAAAUAUCUGCUUCAGUUGUAACUUUGUCUAAUUAUAAACAUGACUGAUUUUGGAAAAAUCAUAUUCACAUUUUCAGGUGUACAAAUUUAGUAGUCAGUUGCUAGGUGGUCACAUGCUACAACAGGCUGAACUGUGGGACAGGUGGAUGUGGUGGCGUGGUAACACUUCACAGCCACUACUAAAUUUGUGCAACUGAAGAUGUGAAUAUAAUUUUCUUGAAACCAGUCAUGUUUAAAUUGAAACAAAGUUGCAGCUGAAGUAUUUUCAAUCUCACCAUGCAGCCCUGUUGCAGGUUUUCCAUUAACAAAAUCCUACGCAAAUAAUCAGGUUGUGAAUAACAUCAGAAACAAAUGUUCAGUAUCCAUAGCGAACAUGUUAUGCCAAACCACAAACAUUACUGUAAAUGGGAGAUAUAAUUUUACAAUAGCACUUUCUUGUACAGUCCUGCACCACAGUGCUCUGCGAAGAGUGAAGUGCUGAAAAUAUUCAUUUCACUUCUAACACAAUGUAAGAUUCACUUUUUAAUGGAAAAAGUGGUAUAUAUGUUGACAGGAAACUGAAAACAUAUUCAACAAUGCGCCACUUUGUAUACAGUUCUUUUAACUAAGAAAUCUGCAAUGAACAUUCUAAACUUUAAACAGUCUUUGGUGCUUUUUCUUUUUUAGGUAUCAUAAAGGAUGCAAAAAAAAACAGCAUGAGAGCCUGCAUUGUAUGAUUUCAACAGCCUGUUUCUUCAUAAAUUCUCAAUAUUUCACUUUAUAUUAAUUUAAGAUGUUUUUCUGUAUCUUACAUUCCUGCAGAGAUUACAAGGAAUUCCAUUUUCUGAUUAUUCCCCCAUUUUUUCUGCAAAUCUUCCUUAGCGUAAACCACAGUUAGAGUAACACUUGAAUCUGCUAUUGGUGCCUCAUUUAUUUUAUUUGCAUUCUUUGGUUUAUUCAUAUCUGCUCAUUUACUUAGUUGAGAUGAUUGGUGUCCAGAUUUUUUUUCCAAAUUCUAAAUGUGUUGUGCUUUCUAUUCAUUCAUUAGCCUAUGAUAGUUUAUUUUAUCUCAUUAUUUUGUUUCCUUAUGCCUCAUUGAUGUCUCUCAGAUACAAUACACAUAUUCAUCUCUCAGUUCUUCCUUCAGCACUAAUACUUGUAUUUAUAAAACAUUAUUGUCAUAUAUGGCACUUCACAUAAAAUAUUUCUUCGAGAAACGUCUCUUAUAUUGCUGUGGACUCCUUUUGCUGUAAAAAAGGGUUAUUAUACACUGUUGUGUUUGUUUAUUUAUUUUAAUUUUGCUGCUCUCCUUUGUUAAACACACUGAAACAAUUUUGGACCUAUAUAGUUCUUACAAUCUGUAAAUAACAGUUAUAACAUCAAUAGCAGUUUGUUACAUCCUUAGUUCCUGCAACGAUUUAUUCAUGAAACAUCUGUUUACAUUACUCCCUGGGUUACGAUAAGCUUAAUAUAGUCAUAGUAGCAGACAGUGCUUUUUGUGGCAGUACUUAUUACUUAUACUUGUUCUUACUCUAUGUCCCCGUAGGAUGGAAAUUGUAUUAUUACUGUCUUUUUGCUGGCUUUAAAAUACUUUGAAGAUGUAAACAGGUGAGAUAUGUGAAUGAGAUAUUACGGAAAUGGUGUGUAACACUAAACAUAAUCAGACAUUCUAUUUAAUAAUAAAUCCAAGAACUAAAGCUUGUAAUAUUACCAUAGCAAAUUUAUUGUAAAAUAAGUACUGUUUGUUGUUUCUUUGCAAUGCAUUUACAAUGUACGAGGAUAAUUUUCUUCCUUGCACCCAGAAGUAAUAACUUAGUUCUGUUAUAAAUAAAGUGUUUAGCAUAUAUGCCACUAGUUAAAAUAUGUAAGAAAGCAGGAUUAAGAAAAAAUAUAAUUGUUGAAGAUGUGAACUGUAAUAUUUCAGGUUUCAGACUUUAAAGAGCAGGCUAGUCUCUAGUAUUGUAAGCAAGUAUUGUUAUAGGCUGUUAAUCAUUUCUAAUUUGUUAUGUGUAGAAUAAGUUUUUUUGUGCAACUUAAAGGAAAUGUAUCUAGUCAGACAAAUAGUCAAAAUGCUUUUCAGAAUAUUUACAUGUUUGUGUCAGGGACAAAAAUUGUUGUGCAAUUUUUGUUGUGGGAUUGUCCAUCUCAUUAGUGUCUAUAAUAGAGUAGAAUCUCCUGUUAUUAGUGUCUUUGGUUUAGCUAUAUGGCUUAUACACCAAGACAUAUUUUGUAUAUUCAUUCUCAAACUAUGUACAAAAUUUCUGUAAGAUGCCUGGGCAUUUAAUAUUGCUUAAGUUACAGAACAAUUAUACUUUGCUUUUGUUUCUGGAUUUUUUUAAACAUAACAGUUUAAUUUUCCAGUUCAAACAGGUGAUAAGACUUCUUGUAUUGAUUAUAAAAUUAUCUUUGUUCUACAACUUUUACCAGAGUUUUUAAUCACUGCUUGUAUGUGUUCAUGAUAGAGUCUUAGAAAUCAUUCAUUGGCAAAGCUAUCAGAUAAGAUCUUAAUUUUGAUGAGACAGUACAGAGAGAAACAAAUUCUCUGGCUGCAAUUAGUAGCUUUACACAGUAACUAAAUCCCAAAGGAAGAUUUGUUUAUAAUCAUCACUUCGGUUAAAUUAAGGUCUUUCAUGCCCAUUUUUCUUUUCAUGGUACAAAUUCAAUCACUGACUUAUUUGAUUGGUAUUUUAUAGGAUACAAUAGUAAACCCUAACGAAAUCACACACUAGGAGAUGGGGUUGGAGGAUACAGAAGCACUGCAGAGAAGUAGUAAAAUACCUCCUGAGGUAAAAACAACAUUCAACUCCAAACUCAUUAAUAGGGCACACACAUAAUAUGGGGGGUACAAAGGAUGUAAUGAUUCAUAUUUAUAACUUGCAUUUGUUAAAACGUUUCUACCUUUUUUUCCUGGCUGGAUUGAUGUGUGCUGGCCCUUUACAAAUUCCUAAUAGGUAACAUGUGAUUUUGUGCAUAAAACUUUUGUUAAAGGAGGAAUGUGAAUAUUUUGUUGCCUUAGAGCCUUUUCAACGGUUUUUGGUGACUAACUGAAGCAUUCAAGAAGCAUUUAUUUCCAAUCUUCAUCUUUAAUGUGCUGCCCUGGACUGUAACAUUUCAUAAUCCAUUUUGUCACUGAGAGCUAAAUAAUACAAAUAAUGCUACUGUGCAUUCAAUUUAUAUGCUACAAACCAAUGUUUUGCUGUCCACUGUUAUAUAGUAGACUCCUAUAGUGAAACUUUGUGUAUUAUACUGCAUUUGUAUGUGUAGUUAGUGAGCAAUCUCAGGGUACACAGUGAACCGGUGUGUACUUGCUUGUGGUUUCUGUAUGUGAAUGAGUUUCAUUGGAAAAUUAACAAUAAUACAGAAAAAUAUUCAUUCAGGAUGAAGACAAACAAGAAAACUUCUGUUUUUGUUAUUAGCAGUAAAUCAUUUCCAUAUGCAUUUAUGGCUAAGUCUGCAUGUUAUCUUAAAUUCUAGUAUUCAUGCUUCUUAAGAAAUCUUUCUUUCUUAUUAACUAACAUAUAUUCAUAUAUAUAAAACUGUACAAGAUAUUAGUGUUUUUUCUCUUAUGUACUUCAGGUCUGAAACCAUAAUUUAAAUUUCUUUAUUUCUAAUAUUGUCUUACAUGAUUUCUUGGUUACUAU
Schistocerca piceifrons (Central American locust) is the source of this 6120-nucleotide messenger RNA. RefSeq names its product inositol polyphosphate-5-phosphatase A (gene 5PtaseI). NCBI's taxonomy places the organism in Eukaryota, Metazoa, Arthropoda, Insecta, Orthoptera, Acrididae. Gene Ontology annotation, biological process: phosphatidylinositol dephosphorylation. Bases 537 to 1856 code for a protein of 439 amino acids. The record is from RefSeq and is a predicted model, not a curated record. The transcript is spliced from 15 exons. Gene Ontology annotation, molecular function: inositol-polyphosphate 5-phosphatase activity.